Molecule: messenger RNA, 2655 nt
Organism: Trichoplusia ni (cabbage looper)
Lineage: Eukaryota; Metazoa; Arthropoda; Insecta; Lepidoptera; Noctuidae
Gene: Mod(mdg4)
Product: protein tramtrack, beta isoform-like
Exons: 6
Coding region: 157-1542 (461 amino acids)
Biological process (GO): regulation of transcription by RNA polymerase II
Cellular component (GO): nucleus
Molecular function (GO): protein binding
Source: RefSeq, a predicted model, not a curated record
AUAUCGUGAACGGCGCUCAAACUGGGAGGACGUGGGAUGGUAGAGUGUGCAGUGCUUCAUUAGAAACAUUGUUUUAUUUAUUUUUGCAAAUGUUUCUACAAUCGGAAUUAUAAAGUACAAAGCUUAGGAUAGGUUCCAAUCAGGGUCGCCGCCAUCAUGGCGUCGGACGAACAAUUUUCACUAUGCUGGAACAAUUUCCACGCAAAUAUGUCAGCAGGCUUUCACGGUCUGCUGUCGCGUGGAGAUUUAGUAGACGUAACACUGGCUGCCGAUGGCCGAUUACUACAGGCACACAAAUUAGUUUUAUCAGUAUGUUCUCCCUAUUUUCAAGAAAUGUUCAAAUCGAACCCAAAUCCUCACCCCAUAGUAUUUUUAAAAGAUGUUAGUCAUUCUGCGUUAAGAGACUUAUUACAGUUUAUGUACCAAGGUGAAGUUAAUGUUAAACAAGAGGAAUUAGCGUCGUUUAUUAGUACCGCGGAACAACUUCAAGUGAAAGGUCUAACCGGAAAUCAAAAUGAAGAAAGUUCCACGCCAUCCAAACCAAAGCCGACCUCCAGGCCAGGCCCGAGGUCGUCACAACAAAGGCAAUCUGUAAUGACUAAGUUAGAGACUGAUUUAGAUUCUAAGCCCUCCUCAACUCCAGUAGCAGUUAAGCGACCAAAUAGGCCAUCAAUAGCAUCUAAUAAUUCGUCAUCUUCACAAAGUGGACCUGCGAAGAGAAAAUGUGUGGACCCAUUAGAAGCUGGACCAUCAGGAUCGGCUAAAGAAGAAUUUGUGACCAUACCAGACGAAGACGAAAAUAACGCUGUAGCACCCAAAAUGGAACCAGAAUUUGUUAAUGAAAGUAUGUGGGAUGACGAUGAUGAUGGCGCUAAUAAUGAGGAAACUAAUUUCGGCGAAGAUGACUCUAAUAUGGAAAUGACUGGCUUUGAUGGCUCUACGACAGGUGAUGGCAAUAUAACUGGCGGCGGUGAAGGUGGAGCUGUUGGAGAUGCUCAAGGCUGGUUCUACAUCCGCUCGGCCCGCGGCGGCCUGCACCUGGUGGCGGACGGACACAUAUUCUACGAGGACGGAGGCUCGCACCCUCGCCGCGUCACCUGGCGGUGCGCGCGCUCCUACCAGAAAGCCGAGCGGUGCCAAGUGGCCUUAUGUUUGAGAGACGGACGAUUGGUGUACUUCCGCGGCUCGCACAACCACCCGGCUACGUACAAUCCUGCUAAGCAUGAAUCGAGGCGUUUCCAAGUGGACCCCAUGGUGCAAGCGGUGUACGUGCCGUCGCGGACGGGCAAGUCGCUGCUGCUGCACGACGGGUACACGUUCUACCUGAAGAACCUGCAGGCGCACGGCAGGAAGCAGUGGUACUGCUCGUCGCGCGACAUGGCGGGCUGCCGCGCUGACGUCAUCACGGCGCCCGCGCGCGCCGGCGCCGGCGACGUGCUGUUCCUGGUGCGCGGCCGCCACAUCCACGCGCCGCCCAGCUACUACUUCACGCCCGACGGUAAAUACGUCCGCAAGAAGGACGUCUACCACAGGUAUAGGUAGCGCGAUCUCUGCAUAUCUACUUAACUCAUUUAUUUGUAUUUUUACAAACUUUUUUUUAUUCCUAUACGUAGAUUUUUUUUAUUGAUCAUGUUUUUGUGUAUAUUUUUUUGUAAGUUUUGUAAAUUGAAGUUCCUAAAUUAAGAUAUGUAGCUUUUAGAGUACCUUUUAUCAUGAGUUUUUUUUUAUUACUUAUGUACUUACUUAUUAUACUGCUAACUUUUAAAAUCUAAAUGGCUCUGACAAAGGAAAUGUUACUUGUGUAUUAUACAUAUUGAUAUUUAAUAUAGAGUAUACUUUUUUUACGUGAUUGUUUAAAGUAGAAGUCAAUUUAUGAAAUGACAAUGUAACUGCUUAAUCCUUUUUUCUCUGAAGCCGAGGUUAAUUAACAAGAAUUAAUAUUCUUGCUAGUUUAGGUUUUUUUAUCUCAAUAUAUGAACUCAAUAUGCAAUGUAUUAUUGUACUGUCUUAUUAAUUAAUCUUACUUACGUAUAACCAAUUACAGGCAUCUCAAAUAUGUAGUUUAAUAAAAAUAAUUGUAUCAUAAAAAAUGUAUUUGGUUGAAAAGGUAACAAAUACCUAUAAUAUUUUAUUAGAAAUUAUAAUGAAGGAUACUUUGACUUAUUGGUUCUAAACCAAAUCGAAUUAUUUUCACGUUGUUCUUAUUAAAUCCUACUCUUGGUAUGUUGUGCCCAUUUGUUAGGUGUUAUCAAAUCGUUAAAAAUAAUCUUUUUCUCAAUCGAGAUUAGUUUUCUUGUUUCAAUGCAAGUGUGAGUUGUUUGCCGUCUUUUCAAAUGGACAAGUAUACGCAAAGAUUUUCAGUGACCCCAUUAUACCAGUUUUAAUGAGAUAGAAUAAUAAAAAAAUGUCGGAUCAGCCUUCUAAUUGAGUGUUUAUGUAUGUGUCCACGUCUUUAAUCCAGAUAUUCUAGUACUUGAGCCUACGAGUCAGGCGAGCUUUAACUGUGACGGGAAAUCUCGUACAUUUGGAAAGACGCAUAUUAUAAUUAUAUAGCAUAUCUUAUAAUACUAGCCUAUGUUUUCACAAUCUAAUUUUCUUAAGUAACAAAAUACUCUGUAAUAGACUAGAAAGUUGUAUUAAAGGGUAUGAAUGAAU